UCAGAAUAAUCCACAACAAAAAUGGGAAACGAAAACUCAUCACUUGUAAAAAUUCGAAGAGGAAGCAAAGAGCCAAAUGUGAUUAUCGAAUGUGUCGACUCGAAAAAAGACCAUCUGAGCACUCCGGUGUAUCGAAAGAAAUCAAGGAGAAGUGUGAGUCAAUCGAGACCAACUUCUAUUAUUGAACCACCAAAACGAAGUAUCGUACCUCCGAUUCCUGCACUUAUUAAAGGGCAAUUGUCUGGAGACGAUUCAAUUAGUAUUGGAUCCAGGAAAAGUUCUGUUUCCAAUUUCCGACUAUCAAGCGACGGUUCCGGUGAUUCAUUGUUAAGUCCAUUGACUGCUUCAUCUAACGAUCGACGCAGAAGUCGAAGUUUGUGUUCUGCCCAAAUGAAGGACGACGCACAGGCGGUAGCUGCACAACAAAACAAAGAUGAUAAAACUGGAGGAAGUGGUGGAAGGAAGGCAAGUAGUGGAUUGGUACCAUCACUUAAUAGACUACGAAUUCAACAAUGUUUUAAAGCAGCAAAACCAUCAAUCGGUGAUGCAAUAAUGAAAAGAGCGGCAGCGUCGCGAGCGGAAAUGAGAACAAUGUUAUCGAAAAUGAAUGAGAAACAAAUCGAAUGUCUGGGCAAACAAAUGUUCGAAUUGAUUACUGAUGCUGUCGAAAAUGCUGAUAAGUCCGAGAAGGUUCUCACACACGCCCGACAACUCGGUGGAACAUAUGCAUCUUUAUGUCCUUUGGGCUUCCGACCUGAUCUCUUCGCCCCUCUUGCUGAUGCAGCAAUUGCAGAAUGUGUCAAACUUGAUGGAGUUCAUAAAAGAUGUGAAACAUUGUCUGCAUGGAGCCAACUAUUCUCUGCUUUGUUCACUGGUGUACGAGAUGGUUAUUAUCAAAGAGUACGGCAUCAGAGAAGAACUUCGUUACCGCAGAAUACUAUCACGAAACAGCUUUCCGUCGACUUUUCGAAAACAUCCGACACGAGCUUCGUCCGAUAAAUACCUGAAGCCUUCAAUAAUUGUUUCCAACUAUUUUUCUCUUCAUAAGAUAAUCUCAUCAAUUUUUGCUGUAAAUAGUUUUUUCUUCACUGAAAAAAGAAAAGCACAUUUCCAUUUCAAUUUCUCAUCUUCUUCCUUUCAUCCAGGGUUUGUGUAUGUUGAUCUCAAAUCAUCAAUAUAUUCAUGUUAUUUUUCAAUCAUUUAUUAUUUUUAUUAUUUUUUCUCUAUUUUUUUUUGAAUAAAUCUUUCAAACAUGAAAAGAAAAUAAAUAUAAGAAAA
Caenorhabditis elegans is the source of this 1278-nucleotide messenger RNA. Its product is annotated as globin. The transcript has 7 exons. Gene Ontology annotation, molecular function: oxygen binding; heme binding. Lineage: Eukaryota; Metazoa; Nematoda; Chromadorea; Rhabditida; Rhabditidae. Bases 22 to 999 code for a protein of 325 amino acids. The record is from RefSeq and is marked reviewed.